Molecule: messenger RNA, 1999 nt
Organism: Haliotis rubra (blacklip abalone)
Lineage: Eukaryota; Metazoa; Mollusca; Gastropoda; Lepetellida; Haliotidae
Exons: 6
Coding region: 602-1822 (406 amino acids)
Biological process (GO): signal transduction
Molecular function (GO): protein binding
Source: RefSeq, a predicted model, not a curated record
UACAUAUUAGUAUUUCUAUCAACAACUCUCUGUCUGAUGCUUCAGUCUAACCUUACCUAAACAACUUCUUCUAUCGGUAUUUACUCACGCGGUAACUUUCAGUAUAUCCUCACGUAUCACAUGAGGAAAAUGGAAAAUGGCGACCACAGGCCCAUAAUACAAUGUAAUGCAAGGACAGACCAUAGGCGCCCGACUCUGAUAUAUUUAUAAGCAUGACCUAUAUAAAUAAGAUAUAAGAAAGGUGUGUCAGUAAGUCGAAACAUAAUAGCGGCCCGGCUCGGCUCGGCUCGGUUUCGUCCUGACAAACGCUUCCCAUUCGUGACCAACUCCGGGUUAUUCCAGGACAAGCCGAAUAGCGGGUUACGGAAAGGGGCGAGUGGUGACGAAUGUACAGCACUGUGUAACAAUGUUCGAAGUUCAAUACCGGAAGUUAUGUUUCGAAGAUUAAAAUUAGUUGAGCAGGAUGCGAUUUUAAAUGGCUGCAGAUAAAUUUGAGUGCGAACUUAUAGCAAUUGAUGCGAGAAAAUCGCGAUAUCGCGGCCCAAGUCACUCCCUGUUAACUGAAUGAUUAACGACAGACUUAUAUUUUGGACUGAAGCUUAUGCUAAAAUAUCCGAGGCACAGGCAGGGUUUAGAACAGGAUACUCAACCGCCGACAACAUCUUUAUUCUUCAUUCUAUUACACAGAGAAUUCUAUCGAAAAGGGUUUCAGUCAAGACACGUUGAGGAAAACAUGGCCGGUCCACAGAGUAUAUCAGAGGAAGAGCUCCUGUACUACAAGGGAUUAAGGAUUCUCAACAAGGCCAUAGCCCCUGAACUACGUCAGCUGUUUAAAACGUUAUGGGAACGGAAGAAGAGUAACCCAUGGCAGGACGACCAAACCUCAGGGGAAUCGUUUUUUAAUGAUCACAAACCAAAGUCAGAAAAUGGACGAUAUGAUAAUACAAUUAAAACUGGCAACGUGGAGGCCUGGGAUAUGACAGUUUUGUGUAGAGCGUUUAUUGACUACACCCUCAUGAGAACAAUUAACAAUAAGUACAGUGACAAAGUCAGCAUCUUGAGAAACUUACGGAACAAAUAUGCUCAUAAUACCAGCUUAAGUUUGUCUCGGGAUGACUAUGAAGAGCAUGUGCGUCAAAUUAAGACGGUAUUUAAUGACCUGGGUCUGAAAGAAGACACAUUGACUUUGGCCAUAAACAUUAAACCGGACGACAUAGAGCGCCAAGAGCUUCUGAAUGAAAUAAAGACCCUGAGAGAGCGAAAAGAGGAAAUCCUUAACACACUUUCCAAAAGCGAUCAAGAGAUACUGAGGGAAAUGCAGUCACUGAGGCAGGAACAGACAGAGGGUAAGGAGGAACUCCUCAACAAACUUACUUCAUUUAGACGAGAACUUACCGAUGAACUACAUACCCUUACGCAGGAAAACCUCACCAAUCGCACUGUAUCUCGUCAAGAGGCAACUGGAGGCGAAGGCAAGCCAGAUCAGGAAGACCUACCUGAAUGGUUCCAGGGAGAGUCUCAUGACCGCCAACAAUUGAUCGUUUCUGACAAACUCAUCGGGAGUAUUGCAACACACGUCGGUGCUGAAUGGGAGCUGAUAGCAGCAGAAAUGAAAAUCUCCAAAAUCAGUCGAGAAGGUAUAAUUGCCAAAAACCCAAGAUCUAUCUCGCUUCAAGUUGUUGCCGCAUUCACUAUGUGGAAACAGAAGAACUCGCGUAAAGCAACGAUUGCAUCAUUGAUGAGAAUCUUGUGGACGUGCAACGAGCGUUGCACCAUAGGCUGGGAAGGUAUAGAAGCUGAGGUGAUGAAGUGGGAUUGGUGAGUGUCUCUCCGACUAUCAAACCUGACAGAGGAUAACAAGUUCUUCUUUCUAAUGAUAUCCCACCACCUGAGCUAGUGAAGGUUCAACUAUAGGCAUCCAAAACACGUUGUUAUCUGGUGUUUUAUUCUUUAAUUCUAUCUACUUAUAACAAAAAGCAAAUAAAAUCUUUGAAACCGA